This is a messenger RNA of Nannospalax galili (Upper Galilee mountains blind mole rat), 800 nucleotides long. RefSeq names its product Rab acceptor 1 (gene Rabac1). NCBI's taxonomy places the organism in Eukaryota, Metazoa, Chordata, Mammalia, Rodentia, Spalacidae. The record is from RefSeq and is a predicted model, not a curated record. The transcript has 5 exons. Bases 103 to 660 code for a protein of 185 amino acids. Gene Ontology annotation, cellular component: Golgi apparatus.
CGCCACGUCGGCUCCGCCUAGAGAGUCCGGGCUCGGGCGGGGCCGGCGGGACCUGCGUGGCUCUGGGCUGGUUACUGCGGGUCUACCCACCACGACGCGGACAUGGCGGCCCAGAAGGACCAGCAGAAGGAUGCCGAGGCAGAAGGGCUGAGCGCCACGACCCUGCUACCCAAGCUGAUUCCCUCGGGCGCUGGCCGAGAGUGGCUGGAGCGGCGCCGCGCGACUAUCCGGCCUUGGGGCACCUUCGUGGACCAGCAGCGCUUCUCGAGACCCCGCAACCUGGGUGAGCUGUGCCAGCGCCUGGUACGCAAUGUCGAGUAUUACCAAAGCAACUACGUGUUCGUGUUCCUGGGACUCAUCUUGUACUGCGUGGUGACUUCCCCCAUGCUGCUGGUGGCUCUGGCUGUCUUCUUUGGCGCCUGUUACAUUCUCUAUCUGCGCACGUUGCAGUCCAAGCUUGUGCUCUUUGGCCGAGAGCUGAGCCCAGUGCAUCAGUAUGCCCUGGCUGGGGGCGUCUCCUUCCCUUUCUUCUGGCUGGCUGGCGCUGGCUCCGCUGUCUUCUGGGUCCUGGGAGCCACCCUGGUGGUCAUCGGCUCCCAUGCCGCCUUCCACCAGAUAGAGCCUUCAGACGGGGAGGAACUACAGAUGGAGCCUGUGUGAAGUGUCCUUCAGGGCCUGCCAGCCUCUCCUGCCAGCUGCCCCAUCUCUGUCUGCUCCUGUCCUGCAUGGCCCUGCCACUCAGCCCAGGGAGGGGUUUUGCCUUUGGAAAUAAAGCAGUUACAGUUGCCAUUCAGCAAAUA